This is a messenger RNA of Fusarium verticillioides 7600, 1533 nucleotides long. RefSeq lists its product as hypothetical. NCBI's taxonomy places the organism in Eukaryota, Fungi, Ascomycota, Sordariomycetes, Hypocreales, Nectriaceae. Gene Ontology annotation, molecular function: protein binding. The record is from RefSeq and is a predicted model, not a curated record. Bases 107 to 1405 code for a protein of 432 amino acids. The transcript has a single exon.
UGCCUGGACGCUCAGCACAUCCUGCACGAUAAAUGCCUCCAAUUGCUCAUUCUAUUAUUCUCCUUCUCUUCAACACCACAAUUUCAUCGCCAAUUUUCUCCAUCCAAUGGCCAAUACACUCCCUCCCGAAAUUCUCACCAAGGUGUUUGAAAAUAUUAGCCCUGGCGACAAUCAGAGAUCUGCCGUUCAUUCUUGUCUUCUCGUCAACAAAGAAUGGCACGAUGUUGCUCUUCGCUUGCUCUACAAGGACCUCGUGUUCUUUGUCGGCCCUAGACUGGAUCUCUUCAUAGCAUGCCAUGAUCAAUGGGCCGUUUCUUUAACACGCUCUUUGACUCUCUACAUAAAUCGCCCGCCCGAAACACCAGGUGGUUUUCACAACGACACUCACGAUUCAUUCCUUCAACUGGCGGUGGAUGUGAUGCCGCACAUGAACAAUCUCAGGUCCUUCUCUCUGGCACGUCAUCACCGAGACCCGUUCUGUUUCAUCCAGGUGCCGAUCAUUUCGUCCCUUUUGAGGAGAAUUCCACCAAGUUGUAACAGUCUAGAGCUUGCGUUGGGUACAUCGGACAACAUUAAUUACGAUCUCAACGGACCUAAACCUCAUCUUUGCGAGGAUCUGCGGCCUUUGCUGCCGCGAAUGCAGCAUGUUCAUAUCGAUAUGAGCUGUUUGUGCGAUGCAUUGUUUGGAACCUGGGACUCGGAUGGUUGCUUUCAUCCCAUCGCACUGCCGAAUAUACAGCGUCUGCACGUUGAUUGCGUGGGCAUGCAGCACAAGACGCCGUGUCCAGAGAGACAUCAAGAUGAGGCGUCUGUCUGGAAGUCGAUCAUCCCAGCGCUGCAGCGGGCAGUUGAGCUGCCAGAUACCGCUGAUGCAGACAUUACUGUUCUGGGAUCGGUGGCGCCGAUGGGCUCCUACAAGCGAAACAUUUACACAACAUUACUGCGCUGUCAUAUAAAAAAAGGUCGGACUACGACUUGGGCUUUUCCCACAACUAAAUAUGAAGUUGAGGGAGCAUCGCAGGGUCGGUUUUGGAAGUUAUCGCUCGUUUAUAUGCGUCUAAAUGACGAGGCGUACAUGACUGAGAAGAAGUGGAUUUACCUGUUGGCUUCCGGACGGCCAUGGAGGAUGACGAGCACCGACGUAAGGCUGCCUGCAUCUUGGGGCAGUAGUGCAGAAUGGGUGACUGACGAGAAGCUCAAGAUCAAGACCUGGGAACAGUGGGCGAAGACGAAGAUAGGGGAAGGGCCUAUGUUGCUGAAGAAUGAGGAGCUUGCGGGGAUGAGGCUUAUCGAUGCAGAGGAACGUGAGGGCUAUGAAGAGGUUUGUCUGGUGGAAAAGACGCCGGCUGGGUUUACCAGACCAAGUCGCUAUUAUAAAAGCCAGCUUGUCAGGGCAAAGGAAUAGUAAUUAUCUACUAAAUGCCUAGGAGAGGAAAGAAGAUUAGAAACUUGAUCCUAAAUAAUAAAGAGACUUAGGUAACUGAACCUGAGUUUAGGAUACCUUUUUCUGGGUUCAGAAUAUCGUUUGCGGAG